CCUGAUCAAUGGCGUCCACCACCAAAUCAGGUGCAAAAAGUGUUAACAUGAAAAAAGUGUGGUUCUACUCUUUACUGCUCACAAUUCAAUACGGUGCUCAACCUCUCAUCUCCAAACGCUGCAUCGGUCAAACAUGUUUUGGGAGACCGGCUUGAUAAAGUGAAUCCAAGGUGAGCGCCUUUGUCGAGGCGCAAAGCAAAGCCAUUAUGUGGUUUUAUCCAUCCUCCAAAACCGGACCGAAGAAGAUCCAAAGCUGAAACAAAAAUUCAAAAGCUGGAAACAAAGCGAGACGUGAUUGUUACUUCAUCUGUUUUGGCAUGCGAGAUAGUAAAGGUUAUUUGUGCACUGUUUCUCAUGGCGAAAGAUGGUAGUCUAAAUAAAGUAUUCAAGGAAUGGACUUUGAUUGGUUCGUUAAGCGCGUCAGGAUUACCCGCAGCUAUCUAUGCACUACAAAAUAGUUUGUUGCAGAUUUCAUACAAGAGCCUUGAUUCCCUCACGUUUUCAAUGUUGAAUCAAACAAAGUUAAUUUUCACAGCAUUGUUUACAUAUUUUAUUUUAAGGCAGAAACAAUCAUUUCAACAAAUUGGUGCCCUAUUCAUUCUUAUAUUAGCAGCGGUGCUUUUAAGUAUUGGCGAAGGCUCGAGAAAAGAUUACGGAAGUGAUAAUCCCGAUGAAAUUGUUUUUUAUGGAAUUAUUCCGGUCUUGAUAGCUUCUGUACUUUCGGGUCUUGCUUCUGCUUUAUGCCAAUGGGCGUCUCAGGUUAAGAAACACUCAUCAUACUUGAUGACGGUAGAAAUGUCAUUGGUCGGGAGCCUUUGCUUACUAGCAAGUACGUACAAAUCUCCAGAUGGUGAAGCAAUCAGACAACAUGGAUUCUUCUAUGGGUGGACCCCGCUUAUGAUGAUCCCGGUUUUUAUUAAUGCUGUUGGUGGGAUUCUUGUGGGCCUCGUCACUUCAUAUGCUGGUGGUAUACGCAAGGGGUUUGUCAUGGUCUCCGCACUUCUUGUUACUGCCUUGUUGCAGUUUGUAUUUGAUGGGAAACCGCCUUCAUUGUUCUGCCUUUUGGCUCUUCCGCUUGUAAUGACUAGCAUUUCGAUAUACCAGAAGUACCCAUAUCGUGUCAAAAAGAAGGAGGAGUAGACUAAAGUAGUCUCAUUACCCGUAUUUCCAUCAACCGCGGGUUAUUUUUAUAGGAACCGACGUAUACACUUUCUGAUUUACAGUUCGAGCACUUUCUGCUGUUCAUAUUCUUUUAGUGUCGAGACGUGCAAUUCAUAACAUGUCUUGACAUGUACAAAAUGUUUUCUAACCUAAUGUUUUCUAACACUUGGGGUUUCUUGAGGAAAAUUAAUAGUUGGGUGUUGUGUAUGUGACAUAUGUUUUACAAUAUUAACCGCUUUCUUUA
Helianthus annuus (common sunflower) is the source of this 1405-nucleotide messenger RNA. Its product is annotated as UDP-N-acetylglucosamine transporter ROCK1. Gene Ontology annotation, molecular function: pyrimidine nucleotide-sugar transmembrane transporter activity. Gene Ontology annotation, biological process: pyrimidine nucleotide-sugar transmembrane transport. The record is from RefSeq and is a predicted model, not a curated record. Bases 355 to 1140 code for a protein of 261 amino acids. Gene Ontology annotation, cellular component: Golgi membrane. Lineage: Eukaryota; Viridiplantae; Streptophyta; Magnoliopsida; Asterales; Asteraceae. The transcript has 8 exons.